Camarhynchus parvulus is the source of this 3193-nucleotide messenger RNA. RefSeq names its product ring finger protein 31 (gene RNF31). The record is from RefSeq and is a predicted model, not a curated record. Gene Ontology annotation, cellular component: LUBAC complex. Gene Ontology annotation, molecular function: ubiquitin protein ligase activity; K48-linked polyubiquitin modification-dependent protein binding; linear polyubiquitin binding. NCBI's taxonomy places the organism in Eukaryota, Metazoa, Chordata, Aves, Passeriformes, Thraupidae. Gene Ontology annotation, biological process: protein linear polyubiquitination.
UCCCCCUCAGGAGCGCCGCCAUUUUGGAUCCGCCGCCGCUCCCUGAGGUGAUGCCAGACCUUCCCAAAGACCCCCCAGAUUUGGGGUCUCUCCAGGAGCUGCGGGCUGCCCUGGAGGGGGCGCUGCUGCGCUGCCCGGCUGAGGCCGAGCCCCCCGAGCUGGGCCCGGUGCUGCGGCUGCCGCUGCCGCCGACGCAGAAACUGCAACGGCUGCAGGGGCGGCAGCUCCUGAGGGACAACCUGGAGUGGAAUCCCGGCGGUCUCCCCCACGGCCUGGAGCAGCUGCGGACGGCGCUGAACAUUCUGGAAAAGUACGGGCGGAACCUGCUGAGCCCGCGCCCGCCCCGCCACUGGAGGGGCGUCCGGUUUGGCAACCCCGUCUUCAAAUCCACCGUGGGAGCCAUCCAGGGCGGCCGGGCCGUGCUGAAGCUGCUGGGCUACACGGAGGAGUCGGGGGAGGGGCUGAGCUUCCCCCCGCCCCCCCACGGGCCCCACCCCCCCCUGGUGGCCGCCGUCACCGCCGACGUCCUCGUGCUGAGGGCAGAGCUGGACCUGCUCUUACUGCAGAACCAACACCCGAACCCGCAGUUCUUCACCCAGAUCUUACUGGGAGGGGAUGAGGGGCCGCUGCUGUCGGACGCGCUCCCCGUGACGCCCUCGCUGCUCCCGGCCGGCCGGGGGCGCUCUGACACCAACCCAGGAGAGGCGGAGGCGGGGGAGGGGCAGGGCUGGGAGUGCCGCAGCUGCACCUUCCGGAACGUUCCGCAGCGCGUCCUGUGCCACGUGUGCGAGAGACCCCGGCUCGCCCGCAGACCCCAGCCAAGCCCGCCCCCCUCCCAGCCAAGCCCCGCCCCCUGCCCGCCUUGGCCCUGCCCCCGCUGCACCUUCCUCAACCGAGGCCACGCCCCCCGCUGUGAGAUCUGCGGCGCUGACCACGCCCCCUCGGAUGACGUCACUUGCGGCGUGACCACGCCCACUCUUGCUUUUCUUUCUACCACUUCCGGGUUUGCGGCUGCCACUUCCGGUUCUGGCCCCGCCUCUUCUGGUGGAUAUACAACAACUUCCGGUGUGGGCAAAACAACUUCCGGGUCGGACUCCGCCUCUUGUGGUGUCAAGAAAGUCACUUCCGGGUCUGCCGAUGUCACUUCCGGUGUCGCAGAAACAAUUUCCGGUGUUGGAAAGGUGACCUGCGGCCUUGCGAAACUCACUUCCGGUACGGGAAAAUCCACUUCCGGUGCGGGAAAAUCCACUUCCGGUUCCGGGAAUUCCACUUCCGGUGUUGAACCGUGUCGUGGGGAUGAGAAAAACGGCACUUCCGGGUUUGCUGAUGUCACUUCCGGCGGUGGCUCCGCCCCUUCCCGUGAUGCUUUGCGGCAGCGGAAGCUUCUGGAAGACGGGCGGCGCCUCGUGGAGCUCGUCCGGGCUGCCGAGUCCCAGGGCCUCCCCCCAGAAUCCCUUGGCCCCGCCCCCUUGUCCGACCUUCCGGAAGCUUCCGGCCCCGCCCCCAGCCCCGAUUCCCAGAUCCGGCACUUCCGGGGCCGCCUCGCCGGGGUCCUCAAGGACCUCCUGGGGGCGGGGCCUGAGGAAAAAGAGGGCGGGGCCUCCCUUGGCCCGUUCUCAUUGGCCGAGGCCGCCUGGGCGUGGCUGGAGGGGGAGGGGCAGCCGGAGCGCGCACGCCGCAUUCUGAUUGGUCGGAGGAAGCAGCAGCUCCGCCUCCUGUCCAGCCUGGGUUUCCCUGACCCCGCCCCCGCGGGGGCGGCGCUGCAGCGGCACCGGGGCAGCCAAUGGGAGGCGCUGGGGGAGCUGCAGCGGCUGUGGCUGCGGCUCCGCCCCUUCCGCUUACGUCAUCAGCAGGGGGCGGAGCCCGGCCUGGACUUCAACCAGCCCGACCAGCAGGCCCUGGUCCGUCAGAUCCUGGCCUCGUUUCCCGUGGCCAGCUGGGGCCGGGCCCUGCUCGUGGCCAGCCUGGGCCGGGAGCUGGGCCUGGGGCUGCUGCCCGCUCCCAGUACGGAGCCCUUACUGGGGGAACUGGUGGAGGCCGUGGGGUCCUGCCCGGACAGGGCUGCCCUGCGCAGGCGCCUGCGCUGUGAGUGCGCCGUCUGCGGCUGGGGGCUGCCCCGGCAGCGGAUGCAGUGGCUGCCGGGCUGCUCGUGCCCCCUGUGCCCCGAGUGCUUCCGGCUCCAUUUCACCGUGGGGCUGAGGGAGAGGGGCGUGGGCGCCCUGGGCUGCCCCAGCUGCGGCCGGCCCGACCUGCGCGACGACGCCCAGCGCCUCUGCUACUGGUCCACGCUGGAGCCCGUGCUGCGGCGCUGUCUGGACCCCGACACCUUCGGCCUCGUGACCCGGAAGUUGACGGAGCUGGAGCUGCUGAGGGACCCCCAGUUCCUGUGGUGCCCCCAUUGCUCCUUCGGGUUCAUCUUCGAGGCCGAGAGGGGCCCGGCCCAGUGUCCCCAGUGCCACCACUGCUGCUGCCCCCGCUGCCAGCUGCCGUUUGGGGCCUUCCUGGGCGAGCCCGGCAUCGCGUGUCCCCAGUGCGGGCAGCGCUUCGCCCUGGCGCGGGGCGGCUGUUUGCAUUUCCAGUGCUCCCAGUGCCGGCACGAGUUCUGCUCCGGCUGCGGCGCCCAGUUCCACCGGCCCGGGGGCUGCCCCUCCCCCCGCUGCUCCCUGGGCGGGGCCCUGCACGGGCACCACCCCCGCGAUUGCCUCUUCUACCUGCGCGACUGGGAACCCGCCCGGCUCCAGAGGCUGCUCCAGUCAGGGAACGUCGCCUUCGAGACGGAGCCGCCUCCUGAUGCCCCCCCCAACCCCACUGGGCAGUGCCCGGUGCCGGAGCAGAAGGAGUUCGCCUCGCUGCGGGACGAGCCGUGCGGCCGCGCCGCCGAGCCGGGCCACGCCGGCCUCUGCCGGGCACACUACACUGAGUACCUGGUGUCCCUCGUGAACCGCCACGGCCUGGACCCCGCCCCUCUGUACGACCGCACCGAGCUCCUCACCGCCGCCGAGCGCCACCUGCCGGCCGAGAGGGCCCGGCCCCUGCCGGGCGAGAGCGAGGCCGAGCACCAACUGCGCAUGCUCCGCCUGCUGGGGGAGGAGGCGCCCGUCCGGCCACGCCCACAGGGGGCGGGGCUGAGGGCAGUAUGCAAAUGAGUUACCAUAUAUGGGGAAAAUGCCCUUAUAUGGGAGAGAUUGGGGUU